AUGAAAGACAUUUGCAGAAUUUGUGGAAGGGAGCUUUGUGGAAAUCAGAGAAGAUGGAUUUUUCAUACAGCUGCCAAACUUAAUCUUCAGGUUCUAUUAUCACAUGUUCUGGGUAAGGAGAUCUUACGCGACGGUCAAGCUGAGUUUGUCUGCAGUAAAUGUGCUUUUAUGCUGGAACGUUUUUUUUCAGAUUUGACACUGUGAUUGCACGGAUUGAAGCUCUCUCUAUUGAGAAAUUACAGAAACUAAUUUCUGAGAAGGAUAGGCUUAAACAUUGCCUUACUAGUCUGUAUAGGAAGAACAAUAAUGAAGAGGGUCAGGAGACCAAAUCUGUGCACAGCACAAUUAAAAAUCUGAAUCGUACAGAUAUCCAGUGCUCAUAUUCUGCACUUUUACAAGAAGACUUUGCAUAUUCUGGUUCUGAAUACUGGACAGAAUUGGAAGAAUAUAGCCAAGCAACACAGAACUGUUCACAUACUGUGAGUACUGGGACUUUUCCACGAAAAUGCCAUUUUUGUUCCUCUUUAAGAGUAGCUGAUGCUGACUAUGAAGCAGUUUGUAAAGUACCAAGGAGGAUUGCCCAGAAUAUUGCUUAUGGGCAUUUUUCCUUGGGUACUAGCACAUUAUCAGACUGUGAGGUUGGGAAUGUCAACAUAUUAGACAGAGAUGGACUGGAUAAAUUGCCUUCAGACCAUUCAGUUGAAUCUCUUACUGAAACCAAAGAUCCAGCCUUCGGUAUGCAAGAAGCAGAGGAAAAAAACAUAGAAACCAUAGGAAAUAAGUUAGACGUUGCAAUAAAUCUUGUUAAAAUGUUAUACUACAGACCAGUUCAUAGCCCAAAGGGAAGCAGAAUACCUAUUAAAAACAGCGUGGUCUUAAAGUCAAACAACAUUCUUACUGGCUGUGACACAAGUUUGUCAAAUGCGGUGACUGGUUUACUGGAUAGCACUGUGGAAUAUUCUAAAAUCUGUGAUGACUUCAUGAUACCUGAUCUUUAUGUCUUGUGGCAAAACAUCUAUGAAGACUAUAUUCCACUUCAUUCCCAGAAUCUUGUUGAAAAACAAAGUCGGGAUGCAAACCAGUAUGGCGCUUUACUUGAGAAACAAGUUUCAAUGCUACAGAAGGCUGAAAUGGAGAUUCAAGCUCUUAAGGAAAAAUUACAGGAGUCUGAAGACACAGUUGAG
This is a messenger RNA of Staurois parvus, 1184 nucleotides long. NCBI's taxonomy places the organism in Eukaryota, Metazoa, Chordata, Amphibia, Anura, Ranidae. The record is from the annotation of a GenBank genome assembly.